AUGGCGAGCUGCUGGGUGCUGGUGCUGGCGCUGCUGGGGGGGGCCUGCGCCCUCCCGGCCCCCCUGGGCUACCCCCAGGCUCUGGCCCAGGCUGUGGACUCCUACAACCAACGGCCUGAGGUGCAGAAUGCCUUCCGGCUGCUCAGCGCCGACCCCGAGCCCGGCCCGAACGUCCAGCUCAGCUCCCUGCACAACCUCAACUUCACCAUCAUGGAGACGCGGUGCCAGGCGCGCUCGGGCGCCCAGCUGGACAGCUGCGAGUUCAAGGAGGACGGGCUCGUCAAGGACUGCGCUGCGCCCGUGGUGCUGCAAGGCGGCCGCGCCGCGUUCGAUGUCACCUGCGUGGACUCCAUGGCUGAC
Molecule: messenger RNA, 360 nt
Organism: Lagopus leucura (white-tailed ptarmigan)
Lineage: Eukaryota; Metazoa; Chordata; Aves; Galliformes; Phasianidae
Product: cathelicidin-1
Exons: 3
Biological process (GO): defense response to Gram-positive bacterium; defense response to Gram-negative bacterium; innate immune response
Cellular component (GO): extracellular region
Molecular function (GO): lipopolysaccharide binding
Source: RefSeq, a predicted model, not a curated record